Messenger RNA from Jatropha curcas, 889 nucleotides. Its product is annotated as caffeoyl-CoA O-methyltransferase. The record is from RefSeq and is a predicted model, not a curated record. Gene Ontology annotation, molecular function: O-methyltransferase activity; S-adenosylmethionine-dependent methyltransferase activity. NCBI's taxonomy places the organism in Eukaryota, Viridiplantae, Streptophyta, Magnoliopsida, Malpighiales, Euphorbiaceae.
UAUUGCAAAAAGAUGUAAAAAAACUAGUUUUAUAAUUAAAGAUAAAAGAAGAAGAAAAGGACGAAGUCAGGCAUGGCGCACAGUUUACCUCGUAAAGGAAUCCUUCAGAGCGAAGCUCUAUUGAAGUAUAUCUAUGAAACAAGUGCAUGUCCUAGAGAGCAACAGGAACUCAAGAAUUUACGAAAAGCUACGGAGAAGAAAUAUGGAAACUUGAGCAUAAUGGCAGUGCCAGUUGAUGAAGCGCAGUUCCUAUCAAUGAUUGUGAAGAUGAUGAACGCGAAAAGGACAUUAGAGAUUGGUGUUUUUACUGGCUAUUCUCUUCUUUCAAUUGCCCUUGCGUUGCCUCAUGAUGGCCGGAUAAAAGCAAUAGACAUUGAUCAAGAAGCUUAUGAAUUUGGAUUACCAUUCAUUCGUAAGGCUGGCGUCGAGCACAAAAUCAAUUUCAUUCACUCUAAUGCUAUUUCAGUAUUAAGUGAAAUGUUAAACAAUGAAAAGGAGAAAGAAGAAUUUGACAUGGCAUUUGUAGAUGCUCCCAAUUACAAAAAUUACCAUGAGCAAUUGUUGAAAUUAGUUAAGAUUGGAGGAAUAAUUGCUUAUGAUAACACCCUAUGGUUUGGAUUUGUUGCUCAAGAAGAAAAUGAAGUUCCAGAGCUUUUCAGGGACUCAACAAAGGCUAUACAGGAACUCAAUGACUACCUGUCUCGGGAUCAACGUGUAGAGUUCUCGCAAGUUUCUAUUGGCGAUGGUGUUACUCUAUGUAGGCGUCUCCACUGAAAUUUAUUAUCAUUUUGCAUAGCUAUUUAGAUUUUGUUUGUUGCAGAUUAGAUGAUAGAUGGUGUUUUAUUACUAUCAUCCCUAAAAUAAAAUUAUAAUACUUGCAUUUUUCUUA